AUGGAGAACACAAGAGAGACCACGCCUGGAUGUGCUGCGGAUGGGCCUCCUUCCCCUGCUGAAACGCGGGAGGAGAGCGCGUUGCUGCCGGAGGGUGUUCCAGCUCCAAGUGGUAGCCCGGAGCCUACAUCUCAGUGUGUGACCGGCAGUUCUUCCGAGAAGCCACAGAAGAAGGAGAAGGUGAGGGAUGGAGGUACCACAGGGUGUGGAGAAGGGGUCAGGAGUAACACGGAAAGGGCCAGCUGUGCCUCCGACGCUGGCCGGCCGCCAGAGACCAGACCAGAGUCCCAGUGCUCGGGCAGCAGUAAGAAACAGGCCUCGGCAGGGGAGAGAGCGAGCAUUUCCUCUGGGUUGUCUCCUGGUAAGGGAGUGCCGAAGAGUAAGCCUGCAGCUGCUUCUGCUCCACCUCGAAGCCAAGACGCAAAGACUUCACCUCUGGUCGAGAGCUCGAAGGCUGGGACGGGUAAAGACACCGGCUGGAAAGCGAACUCUUCGACUUCCAAGAAUAAAGACAAAAAGGAGAAAAAGAAGACCCCAAGGGAGAAAGGGACUGAGAAGACAAAUCAGCCCAAAGGAUCUGGGGAUGCUGGAAAGGAUGACGCUUCAGCUGGAGGAGACAACUGCAAGGACAAAAAGCAACAAUGGAACCAGCAACCUGUGGCUAAGAUUAAAGAAAAUUUUGUGGACCGAAACCGUGGCGUUACAGUGUAUUUCCAUGCAGUAUUGUCCAAACACUUCAAACUAGACCCCGAGAUCCAUAAAGUGUUCAUCAGAGCUGAAGGCAUUUCUCCCUAUGCAGACUGGCAGGACAACAUCUGUGAGCUGAGCUGCACCAAGCCUCUAGGAGAACACGGAUACCUCAUUGAAGGCGCUGUAACUCUUGAAAAAGAAAACAUGGAUAAAUACAUUCCUUACAAAUAUUGGGUUUCCUGUGGAGAAGGAGAAUAUGAGUUUAUUUACAAGUGUCCGACAUUCAGUCAACAUGUGAAUCGUUGCUUGAUGAUAAGAGGCAACCAGCUCAGCGAAGGAGAAUGGCAUCAGUACGAUGAUAUUGUGUGCAAAAAGCCUUCUGUCAUGAAAAACAUUUUGUUUACAUUGAUUGGUAACAACAAAAACGUGGUGGAAGGGAAGAAAAUAGCUGCAAAUAUUAUGGUAGAAAAUAUCUUCAGCAUUAUUGGAACCUGGAGUCCUGCCAACCUGAGAAACUUCCUCUUCCAGCUGGAACAGUUCUACAUCGUUACGAUAGACCCAUGGGUACACGAGGGCUGCAGAAAGUCAUGGGUAGAGUUGAACUUUGGCGUACAGCAGGUGAAUGAGCUGCUGCUGCAGUAUCUGAGGAAAAUUGCUCUUCCUUUCCUCGCGCCAGAGGAUGCAGAAGCAUCGCAGGAGGCCAAAGUGAUAGAAAGCAAACUGGCUCUGGGGCUCACCUUUCUCAUGGUAGUUGACUGGUUCAAGCUGCCACCAUCUAAAAGCGACCUAGCUGACCUGUGUAGCCUCUUGUGCUUGGACCAGGUGUCACCACGAGCCGCGCUGGAGGCCGUUAAUCAUAUGAAAAACUCUUUUGCAGCAGUCACUAGUUUGAAUGUUCACCUGACAAAUCUGUGCCAGAGAUGCAUCGAUGACCAAGUAGACCAGUGGGUGUGGGUUCUCCCUCUUCUGCAUUUGUUUGCUGCUCCUUGGCGGCAUCACCACGUGGCGGUGGAAGAAGAUACCUGGGCAGGGCUGGAAGGGCUUCCGUUUGCUGAAGCAAGGCAGAAGCAAGAUACAGGGACCCUGCUGCAACUCAUGAAAGAAAAGAAAUACCUGCUGGAGCUUGACAGGGCUCUGGUCAAGUCCUGGAUGUGUGUGCUGCCCCUGGAAAGCCUGGCUGAGUUUAUAGAAGACUUCUCCAGGGAUUUGUUAGUUCCCCUUCAAGGUGUUUCGUACAGAUUAGAAAACGUUGACAUUUUGGGGAGCAGUUCUAAGGUAGUGGAGGGGCUUCUGAAGACGCUGCUGCGUACCUUGGACGAGAAGCAGGCCAGAGGUCUGGAAGCUCGCUCUUGGCAGUCCUGCUUGACCUGUUGCCUCAAGCUGCACAAGAGGAUCUGCAGAAACAUGAAGGAGGGGCUGUGGUUUGUGGUUCCUGCCACUUCUGUCGCGCUGAUUGUGAAGGUUGCCCAGCUUCAGCCCACGGCAGAAGUUCCAGUGGUGGAAGUGUUCAGGGAAGCUCUGUGGGACACUCGAACCUGGUUCAGAAACGCUUUAAACCAGAACCUACUGAAAGAAUAUCUGGAGCACAUGACGUUCUCUCUUUAUUGGGAACUUCAGGCCUGGAAUGAAUUUGUGAAGAUCAGCUUUCCAGAUGAACAGUUCACCAGGACCUGGAAGGAGACUUUACUUGCAGAUUUGAAGAGAAGAAUUGAGGAGGAGCCUCCAGUUAACCAAGUCUUAGCCUACUGCUGUCAGUACAACCAACUUACUCAAGUUGACUCUUCCAUUGACGGGUGUUUCCGCAGUUGUGCCACAGAGGCUGUAACUACAGCUUGCCAGACUCAGAGCAAUCUCCUGGAGAGGAUAUCUCCCUACAACAUGGGCCAAUUCAGCCAGCUCGUCUCAACGAUUAUCGUGAAGUCGUGGCCGAUCAAGUGCGGGCAGGCGGAGGAUGAUUUCAAUGAGGUUCUGCACCACGUGCUUACGUGGCCUGACAUCAAACAGAUCUUCAGCUUUAGUGGUACGUCUGUUAUGCUCCUAGAAAAACUUACAGACGAAGCAAAGAACAUAAUGGCCACAGCAGACUCUGUGUUCGUGAGCAUCACCGAUGACAUCCAGAAAGGGUGUAUCCUUGUGAAACAUCUGGAAGAGAUUGUCCAGCACGAGCAACAGUUCGUCUGUAUCUGGGAGAUAAAGCACCAGCAGCUGCCACGUCAAGAGAAAGAACUACUCCAGAGGGAACUGAAAGAAUUGCUGCAGAGGAGGCAGGAAGAAGUAACGUUCCUCAGAAAAGAGGAAAAAGCAAUAGGCACCUUUCUGAGCAUGUGUAGGAAGGUGCAGGCCUUUGUGAAAGUGGACGUAGGUGACGUGGAAUUUCAACACAUGGAAGAUCUUCGCUCAAAAGGACUAAAUACAGUUGUGACUGUGGGAAAGAGACCCAUACGGACCUUCUACAGCUUGAGCCCAGAGCUGAAGAAGUUUGCCCAGAAAAUGCACUCUUUUAAGGACAGCCUGAUCUUCCAGCAGUUCUGGGAGGAAGCGGCGCAGAAGGCGGUAGACGAGUACGAAAGUUUGGAGGAGGAGGAAGAGGAGGAUGAUGACACUGUUCCUGUGUUGGACCUGGAUGAUGUUUUCAGCAUACUAAUCUUCCCGUGUUUCGAGAGCUACGAAGUAUUGUACGAUGAUCUCAGAUCUGGAAGUCUCACACUUUCUGCGGUUGAUACAAUUUUUCAGGAAUUCGCAAACCACCCUGAAGAUAUCAAAACUGAACUGAACGCCCUGUGUAAGGUUAGACCUGGAGAGUGCAGAGAUUGGGUUGAUCUCCGAGUUCAGCAGAUCCAGCAAUACCAUGAAAUGCAUUUAACUUUUGAUGCUGUGAAGAUCAUUGCCAGUGUCAGAGAGAGUUUAAACCUCUCCGGUGACUUCAGUGUCCUGGAAAACCUGUUGAGCAUAACAGAAAAGCUCGACUCGUACAAGACACAGAAGCUGGACUCCAUCAGCCCUGAGCUUAUGCGUGCCAAGACACUGCUGCAGGGGAUCACUGUGAAGCGUCGCGGCUGUCUGGGGGAGCUGGCUCACCAGAAGGAGUUUGUCUGCUGGGUCAGAGAAGCCCUGAAAGAUAUAAAUGAGCUGAAGGUAUUUGUAGACUUGGCCUCCAUCUCUGCUGGGGAGAAUGACAUGGAUGUGGACCGUGUGGCAUGUUUCCAUGACACUGUGCAUGGCUACUCUUCCUUGCUCUACGAGCUCCAGCAAGAGUCAGGGUUUGAGGACUUCAUGCUCUGCUUGAAGAAGCUGUGGCGAGCCUUGGACAGUGAUGAAAAUCUUCCCAAGAAACUGCAUGCUUCAGCUCAGCACUUGGAGUGGCUGAAAACCGUGAAGGAGAGCCACGGGUCUGUGGAGCUGUCAUCGCUGUCGCUGGCAGCUGCCAUCAACAGCAGAGGAAUAUAUGUUCUCAGAGCACCAGCUGAUGGCCAAAAGGUUUCUUUGGACAACGUCCUGCACUUCACCCUCCCAGGGAACUCUGGGGAUAAUGAGGCAUCGUGGAAAUACUCUCUGGCAGGGCUCCGUGAGCUGCAGAACAAACUGAUGCUCAUGUCAGCAAAGGGGGAGCAAGGCUUGGAGGUGGAGAAGUUCUCUGAGAUCUUUUCCAACGUCCAAAGACUUGCACAGGCCUUCAUAGACCUUUAUUCAGCUGGGAACAUGCUCUUCCGCUCCUGGGUUGCUCAUGUGUAUUGUUCACCCAAAAGAGAAUGUGUUGUUAUAGACUUCUCUUUGGGACUGAUCCCCGUGCUAGAAGGGCGAGGGGACAUGGCAGUUCUGCUCCCAGGCCUCUGCAAGAUGAUGGAGCAUUUCCUGGAGAGUUGGAAUAGCUUCAUGUAUGAAAAACGAUUCCAGCACUUCUACCUGAACUACUACACUGCCGAGCAGCUGGUCUAUCUGUGCACGGAACUGGGGCGGGGGACGCCCAGCCAGGGUGCCCUGAUGAUGCUUUCCUUCCUCAAACACGACUGCACCAAGCAGGACGUCCUUAGAGCCUCCAGGAGCGAGGAGCCUCCCAGCUCAAGGAAGGCUAUUUCUGACUUCCAAGUGGUGCUGGAUGGGGAGAAGGACCUGCCUGCACGGCUGGAGUACAUCUGGGAGUGCUACAUGGGCGACAUGGGCUCCUUCCUUCCAAACUGCCUGGAUAUUGAUCGGCUGGGUGAGUGUCUGAAGAACCUGGCCAGCUGGGAGACGGCACGCGUCACACGAGACUUCCCACAGGAUCUUCUGUGUGUUGGGCAGCCCAACCUCAUCACGUGCCCUCGCUCCGAGGUGCUCACGUCCGCUCUGGCUAUCUACAUGAACAGCCUUGACCAGCCCCUUCCCACCUUCGAUGAAGUUCUCCUGUGCACUCCUCACACCACUGUGGAGCAAGUGGGGCUUUUCCUCAGGAGGUGCCUCAUUCCUUCCAGUGGAGGAGAGAAAAUUUACACCAUGCUGUACGCGGAGGAGCUGAGUUACGAUGUCAGCUGCAGGGCAGAGGAGCUUUUCCAGCACCUGCAGCACUACAACAGCACCUACCGCCUCGUCAUUCUGUGCAACUGCGAGAGGGAGCACAGCUACAUCCCUUCUGUCUUCAGCCAGUACAAAGUGCACAUGGUACCCCAGAGGACACUAGCUGAAAUCCAGCGGUACCUCCAGCACCACUACAGAGUCGCUGAGCCUUCGAGCUCAGCUGCUUCUGUCUUCAAGGACAAUAUGUGUGUUGGGAUCGUGUCCUCCAGAAGAGCUGGCGUGGGGAAAUCUCUGUAUGUCAAGAGGCUACACGAGAGACUGCAAGCAGAGCAGCCCGACUGCACGGGACUUCUGAAAACCAUCAGACUAAUUGAACGAGAAGUGGAUGAAGAUAAAGUACUAAAAUCUCUUCUGCCUUUUCUGAACAGAAACCAGACAAAGCCCAUGAUAUUCCAUUUUGAUAUCACCUCGUCAGUACAAAGUGGAAUUCCGGAGUUUCUAUUCAAGCUGUUGGUUUUGCAGUACCUGACAGAUAAUAACGGAAAUAUGUGGCUACGACAGGAGGGCCAUCUGUAUAUCAUUGAAAUCCUUGAGGUAUCGCCAGCACCAGAGAAAGCAACGUCAGCAAGCCAGAAGUAUAAUUUCUGUGAUGUGUUCCCUAAAGUAAUGUGCAAGUCUCCCAAGGAAGUACUAGAAAUGGAGACACUUGGGAACCAGUCUGGGGAUGUUUCGGACCCAGGAAUGGAUGAGGAGGAAUUUUGCAGCGAGGCUUUCCAGAGACCUUUCCAGUAUCUGAAAAGAUUUGACCAGGGAUGCAACCUGGACACGUUCCGUUACAAAGCGCACUCUGUGGAAGGGAACCCGGCACAGUGCCUGCAGCUGUUCCUCCUGCACUGCGGGAUCACAGACCCCUCCUGGUCAGAACUCCGAAACUUCGCUUGGUUUCUCAACGUUCAGCUGAGAGACUGUGAAGCUUCUGUGUUUUGCAACCCUGACUUUGUCCAGGACACUUUGCAAGGUUUCAAAAACUUUGUCGUUACCUUCAUGAUUUUAAUGGCCAGGGAUUUUGCAACACCUUCCCUAAACAUUUCCGAUCAAAGUUCAGGAAGGCAGCCCUCCAACCUGGAGAACGUUGCAGAAGAAGACCUUCUUCCUUUCCGCAUUCGGAAAAAGUGGGAGUCUGAGCCUCAUCCGUACUUGUUUUUCAAUGAAGACCGUGUGUCCAUGACAUUCAUCGGUUUCCACUUUCAGUGUAGCAGCGAUCGCGGUGUCGAUGCCAUUAAUCCUUUGAAUGGCAGCAUUAUCAAGAAGAAUAUCAUGACUUCCCGGCUGUACAAGGGCUUGUUACUCCAAAGAGUUCCCUUCAAUGUUCCAUUUGAUGAGUUGCCUCGUCAUCAGAAGCUGGAGAAACUUUGCAUGGUUUUGGGAAUCCCCUGGGUAACCGACCCCGAUGAGACGUACGAGCUCACAACAGACAACGUGCUAAAAAUCUUGGCCAUUGAGAUGCGGUUCAGAUGCAACAUCCCCGUUGUCAUCAUGGGAGAAACGGGCUGUGGGAAAACCAGGCUUAUACAGUUUCUGUGCAAGCUACGCAGAAGCUUCGUGGAGGUGGAGAACAUGAAGCUCGUCAAAGUGCACGGAGGUACCACCGCAGAGAUGAUUUACGCCAGGAUCAAAGAAGCAGAAGCCCUUGCCAAAACCAAUAAGGAGCAGCACGGGUUGGACACAGUCCUUUUCUUCGAUGAAGCCAACACAACAGAGGCCGUGAGCAGCAUCAAGGAGGUUCUAUGUGACCGCACGGUGGAGGGGAAGCCUUUGGCCUCUUACUCUGGCCUGCGGAUCAUAGCAGCCUGCAACCCUUACCGUAAGCACACACCGAAGGUGAUCCAGCGCUUGGAAUUAGCCGGGCUGGGCUACUCUGUCAAAGCAGAUGAGACGAAGGAUAAGCUUGGAUCGAUUCCACUGAGGCAGCUCGUGUACCGGGUCCAUGCACUUCCCCCCAGCAUGAUCCCGUUGGUGUGGGAUUUUGGGCAGCUGAACAGCUUAACGGAAAAGAUGUAUAUUCAGCAGAUCGUGCAGAGGGUUACUGAGCACGUCCCGAUGGGGCCGGCUGAAGCCGAGGUGAUCACAGAAGUGCUUUUUGCUUCCCAGCAGUACAUGAGGCAGAGGGAUGACGAGUGCAGCUUUGUCAGCCUGCGGGACGUGGAACGCUGCAUGGAAGUUUUCAAGUGGUUUGACAAGCGCAGGAAACUGCUCCUGAGGGAAUUGGAGAGGUACCUGGAAAAGAAGAGAGCUCCGAAGAGCACCGCUGAGAGAAAUGGUGUUAUCUGGGCCAUAGUGCUGGCAGUCGGGGUCUGCUAUCAUGCGUCCUUGGAAAACAAGGAGGCGUAUAGGAAUGCUAUCAGCCAGGUCCUUCCAAAACCUUACGAUACCCCAAAAACUAUUUUGGAAGAAAUCUCCCUGAUGCAGGACUUGUUCCUGAGUGGUGUGCACCUCCGAGACACCAUAGCGAGAAACUUGGCCUUGAAGGAAAACGUCUUUAUGAUGGUCAUCUGCAUUGAGUUGAAAAUCCCUCUUUUUCUUGUUGGGAAGCCUGGGAGCUCCAAAUCCCUUGCGAAAACCAUUGUGGCCGAUGCUAUGCAGGGCCAAGCAGCUCAUUCGGAUUUGUUCAAGGACCUGAAGCAGAUCCAUCUCGUGUCUUUUCAGUGCAGCCCCCACUCCACUCCAGAGGGAAUCAUAGGCACUUUCAAGCACUGCGCUCGGUUCCAGGAAGGGAAGGACUUGGAGGAGUACGUCUCAGUGGUGGUUUUGGAUGAGAUUGGGUUGGCGGAAGACUCUCCCAAAAUGCCCUUGAAGACCUUGCAUCCGCUUUUGGAAGAUGGUUGCAUAGAUGAUGUCCCUCUUCCUCACAAAAAAGUCGGCUUCGUUGGGAUUUCCAACUGGGCUCUGGAUCCUGCUAAGAUGAAUCGAGGCAUCUUCGUCUCACGUGGUGACCCCAGCAAAGAAGAGCUCAUCGAAAGCGCGAAGGGGAUUUGUUGCUUGGCGCGGGGGGCUCUGCAGAAAAUUGAACGGUAUUUUUGUCACUUUGCAGAUGCCUAUGAAAAGAUCUGCAAGGCCCAGGACAGGGAGUUCUUUGGUCUGCGUGACUACUACAGCCUCAUAAAGAUGAUUUUUGCCUUAGCUAAGAGCUCCAAAAGUGAGCCGACACCUCAAGACAUAGCUGAGGUUGUUCUUCGUAACUUUGGUGGCAAAGAUGAUGUCAACGCCUUGGAAAUAUUCACCUCGCAGUUACCGGAAAAAGGAGAAAUACAUGCUCAUGAUAUCAGUACAAUUGAGCUGAUACGACAGAACAUUUGCAGCAGUGGUCAGGAUGGUGAUUGCAGGUACCUGCUUGUGUUGACUGAGAAUUACGCUGCGCUGCAGAUCCUCCAGCAAGCUUUCUUUACUGCCCGGCAACAGCCAGAAAUUAUCUUCGGCUCCAGUUUCCCUAAGGACCAAGAGUAUACCCAGAUAUGCAGGAAUAUCAACCGCGUGAAGGUCUGCAUGGAAACUGGCCAAAUGGUUGUGCUCCUCAACUUGCAGAACCUCUACGAAAGCCUCUACGACGCCCUCAAUCAAUACUACGUGUACCUUGCUGGUCAGAAAUACGUUGAUUUGGGACUGGGCACCCACCGGGUGAAGUGCCGAGUGCACCCCAAGUUCCGUUUGAUAGUCAUCGAGGAGAGAGACGUGGUGUAUAAGCACUUUCCCAUCCCGCUGAUCAACAGGCUGGAGAAACACUACUUGGAUAUCAGCACUGUCCUGGACAAGGGGCAAAGGGAAACUGUGAAAGAGCUGGAGAAGUGGGUGCGGGAGUUCACGGCAGCCAAUACAGAAGAGCACUUCCUAAGCGACCAGAAAUACAGCCCUUCUGACGUGUUUGUGGGCUACCACUCCAAUACCUGUGCCUCGGUGGUCCUGCAGACCACGGAGAGGCUGAAGGCACUGUGUUCUCCUCGUGAACUCGUGUCCUGCGUGAAGAAAGAAGCCCAGCUGGCACUGCUGAACUGUGCCACCCCGGACUCCGUCAUCCGCCUCUGCAACGCGGUGGGUUUGUUUAGGGCAGAUUCUCUGGCCAAUAUAUACUUCAAGCAGCAGCAACACACGUCUUUUGCCGACUUCCUCCGAGCUCACGUCCGUGCUGGGUCUGGGAACCAAACGGUCUUUACGGAGGUCACCACCUUCUCGAGGCUGCUCACGAGUGCCGACGCUGCUUGCUUGGAGAGGGAAGUGCGGGGUAAAGCCCAAAGGCCUCAAAUCCUGUUCCUGCAGCAGUUUGACACAGAGUACUCGUUCCUGAAGAGCAUCCGAGAUUUCCUCCAUGCCACAUCGGGAAAUAAAGUCCUUAUUAUUCAGACAGACUUUGAAGAUGGCUCUCAAAAUGCCCAGCUCAUCGCCUCAGCCAAGUACACUGUUGUGAAUGAAAUCAAUAAGGUGAACCUGGGAGACGCCUCCGUCUUUGUUUACUUUAUUAUGAAGCUUUCCCGGGUGGAAGGAGGAACAUCCUAUGUGGGAUUCCAGGGAGGCCUGUGGCAGUCAGUGCAUAUAGAUGACCUCCGCAGAUCCAAAGACAUGAUCUCUGAUAUGAGUGCUCUGCAGAACCUCACCAUAAGCCAGAUCUUCUGUCAGGAGUCGGGUAGAGCCAGAGCUCUGCCUGUGAAUGGUGAAGAACAGGAGGAAAACAAGGUGGAGGUUGAAACGCCAGUGCCAGCAGCAGCAGAGCACCACGAGGGUGAAAUCCUGGACACCACUGUACUCCUGAGGACCUGUGUACAAAGUGCUGUGGGGAUGCUGCGGGACCAAAAUGAAGAUCUUAGUCGAAGCAGAAGGCGAAUUAAGAUUCUCCUUGGCUUUCUGUCCAAAGAGGAUGACUUGAAAGCCUCUUUCCUGAAGAUAACUAAUGCUCGUCUCUUCAACCUUUUGAAGAAGCAAGAAGAAAAUUCCCUUCACCCAGAGAACUGGGUGCUUCGGGAGGCUUUCAACCUCUGUGCUCUCCAGGAGGCAGGCACCUUCAGGCACACCCUGUGGAAGCGAGUCCAGCACGUGAUCACACCAUUCCUGGCUCUCCUGAUUGCUGUCAUAGACAGAAACGGCAAUCUGGAGCUGCUGGUCAGGCCGGCAGCCGAGUGGGUGACAAACCUGUGGAUGUUCAUCUUCAGUGAUACAAAACUCCUGACUGUCCCUUACGGUGUGGGUAAGAGCAGCUCUCAGCCAGAGAUAAUUCUGGUGCAGAACAACAUGACGGUGUCUGCUGAUGCUGGGAACGAGAUGCCCUUCAGCUGGAGGAUAAAGGAGUACUUGGAUGAGUUGUGGUUGGAAGCUCAAUACAUCCAAAGCACUGAAGACCAAGCUGGGAAGUUUGUGGAUAUCUUCCAGAAGACUGCCCUGGGCAAGUUCAUCUCUGCUCUGAGUGAGGAAGAAAGGGAGAUGCUCCUCCAGUGCUACAUCACAGACUUUAUCGUGCUGACCAUUGGUGUGUCCUCCGGUGAGGAGUUGCAGUGCCUGCGAAUUGCUUUCCUGUCCUGCAUAGAGGAGGGGAAGGCAACAGCUCUCAGAAGAGAGGAGGCGGUGCCAUCCUUGCCUUGGGUCCACCUUGGGUAUGAUCUGUUCAAGAGCCGCCUGCAGAACUUCGCUCGGAUCCUGGCUGUGCACCCUCGUGUGGUUGACUACCUCAGUAACCAGGAAGGCUAUGGGAUGCCACGCUCAGAGAUGGUUUUGGAUGUGUUAGCAGCAGUGGUGUGUGCCGAGGAGCUGGAGAACCAAGUGCAGACAGCCCAGCCAGAGACGUGGCUGCAGAAAGUGAAGAAUCUUCGUAUGCCCAUGGAAUUCCUUUGUAAAGAGAAGGAUUUACAGAGGAGUGGGAGCCUGUGCCAUCACCUGCUAAAAGAACUCGAGGUCUGCUGGAACCGGGUCUUCUCCAUGUCUCUGUUUGUAGAACACGUGCUGGUUGGCAUCGACACUCUGAUGCCAGAAUUUGAGGAUACAGUGAGAAAAUACACUUUGCUUCUUGCCAAGUGUUUUCAGCACGGUUCAGACAUGAAGACUCACCCGACUUUCGUUGCAGUGAUGAAAGUGCUGUGCGAAUGUAAGGACGAAGUCAGCAACAGGCUCUACAGUUACGGUCUGAGCUCAUGUCCGAUCUGCCUGGGAGAGCCAAAGGAUCCGGUCUGCCUGCCUUGCUGCCAUGUGUUCUGUGAGAAGUGCAUCAGAAUGUGGCUGGUUCCAGCACAGAUGCACUGUCCGUACUGCAGAGUUGCCAUGGGAGAUGUUCAGUUAAAUGUCUCCGUGGAGCUCAGAGAUGCCAUAGCGAGAAGCGCCCAGUUCCGGCAGCGGUGCAAUAACUUCUUCAUAGACGCGGUCACUACCAUGUGCUUCAAGGACAAUGAACCCCCCGAGGCAGAGGUGAUCCAAGAGCUCCUUAAUCUGCUCUUUGUCCACAGGAGCCUCCUGACAGGUUCAGAUCACCCUGCUGUCUACACAAAAUUUCUGUCCCCGUUUAACGAGGAAGUGGAUGAAACUCCCAUUAUCCGCUCAGUCAUGCUGAAGCUCCUCUUGAAGUACAGCUUCACUGAAGUGAAAAAUGAUGUGCAACACUACCUGUCCCAGGUGGAGCACAAUGGGAUCCUAGAGAAAAACGAUAAAACGGAGCUCUACUUGCUUUUUGUGAAUUGCUUGGAGGAUUCCAUCUGUGAGAAGUCCGAGGGCAGCGUUGGAUCUGAGCAUAUCAACAAUCUGCUUAGAGACAGAGGCUUUCCAGACAACUAUCUCCCAAAGAACAAUCAAGAAACUCCUCAGGAAUCGUCGGUCGAAUACCUGCAGGCGGUAGCCAAGGUUCGCUUGUACCUGAGCAAAGCUGCGGAGCUGCUCUUUGACCUGCACGAGCGCACGGAGCAAGACCAGGUAGAGGAGAAGCAGCGUUACCUGUCAAAUGUGAGGGUGUUCUGUAGCCUGGCCAAGAAUGACUGGCAUCACGUUUACCUAGUCCGGAAAAUUGCUAGUCGGUACGGGAUGGAAUUUGCUCAGAAGCUGAUCACGGAAGCACAGUUCAACUGGGUGUUCCCAGUGGAAAUUCUGAAACAGGUCCGGAACAGCCAGUGUAAUCCCAUCGAUCGUUACCUGGCAUGCGGUGAGAACUACAGAGUCCUGCGUGAUGCUGUGGGGAAAGCCAUGAUUGAGGGCAAGACUGAGGCUCUAAUAGAGGCGGAGAAGGCAUCGAGCAGCUCCCCGGCUGUCCAGUCUGUCCAUCUGCUCCUGGCUAUUUUCAGAGAGGUCACUGCCCUGUAUGGAGUUAGUGACUCAGAUCUUCACCCCCAACAGGAGGUAAGAGACUUUGGAAGCAUUGGAACAUGUUCAUUGAUAGGGAUGAAUGAGAUUUAAAUCAUGGGUGGGAGAGCCUUUUGUUGUUCUGCCCCAAAUGCAGUGAAGUCCUGAUCAGAGCAGAGCGAGAAUCUUCUCAGAGCAGGGGCAGCACAGCAUGGGAAGCAGCUGACGGUCCUCUUUGGUGGGCAAGAUUUUUUCUUUUUCACUAUAUGCUUUCAGCAAACAGAUGCCAUGACUCAGUUCAUCCAGAACUCCCAAAUCCUGAGUUCUCCAGCCCUGCAGCGCUUCGCAGAUUGUCUUGUGAGGAACGCGCUGCCGUCUCUGACCGUGGACCCUCAAAGCUCCAGCGACAGUGCGGCGCUAAUUGAGAUGGCCGUUCAUACCGCCGCUGUCUUGCUGUGUGGGAAGAACCCCAUCCUGCGGCCCCUGAGGAAUCUGGCGUUCCAUCCGCACGCCAUGGAGCAUGCUUUUCUGCCUACGAUGCCAGAAGAUAUCAUGGCUCAGGCGAGGACCUGGGAAGGAGAGAGCAGUCUGCACUGGUACAUGUGUCCGAACGGCCACCCCUGCACUGUAGGAGAGUGUGGCCGCCCCGUGGAAAUUAGCCACUGUCUGGACUGUGGUGCCCAAGUUGGAGGGAAAUGCCAUCAAGCACUCUCUGGCUUUCGACACUUCCAGAAUACUGGAGACAGAACUCAAACUGGCCACAUACUCGGAGAUGCACAACACAGAGAAACAACGGCAGUGUCUGAUCGGGCCAUGACCCCGGUUGUCUUCAUCCUGAUACGCUUGCUCACGCAUCUGACGAUGUUGCUGGGAGCCACAGAACAUCCUCAGUCAUUGCAAAAGAUUAUCAAGCCAGCCGUGAGCAACUCGGUGAGUUUUCUGAAGCAGCAUAUUCGGGAAGACUUGGCACAGCUGACAAAAACUUUGGGGAAGAGUGUGGAUGAGACUAUCAACAUCCUUCAUCUGGUGCUCGGCAGCCUCCUUAAGGACCCCCAUCAGCAGCCAGGCCAGUGGCCAGUUCAGUUUGAUGAUGUGCUCUCCACCAAGGAGAAGAGAAACAAAUGGGAAGAAAUUGUUGCAAACACAAUUAUUGUUCCUGAAUUGGAGGAUUUGGAUAAAAAACUUCUGAAGUUGAAUAGACAAAUACAAGCGGAUGAGAGAAUUUCUUCCAAUAUGAUAGUGAAAAUAGUGUAUGACGACCCAGCCACUUUCCUGUCCCAGCUGCCCAAGGACAGUCACAUACAUCAUUCCAAGAUGUGGAGCUGCCGGAAGAGGAUUUCGGUGGAGAACCUGGGCCACGUAGUCCAGCAAAAGAAUGCCAAGGACACUGUCCCUCUCCUUUGGAAGUUUCUGCAGAAGGAAACGGAACUGAGGCUGGUUAAGUUCUUACCAGAGGUUCUGGCUCUGCAGAGGGACUUGGUGAGGCGAUUUCAGAACACCGCCGGUGUCGAGCACUGCUCGAUCAGAGACUUCCUCAACGAGCCCCUCUCAGAUGUGAUGCGGGACCUGUUACAGAGGAGAGUGAACGUGUUUCUGUCUGUCUGGAACAAGCUGAGGCGCUCGCUGGACACCAACGGGGAAAUUAAGCUUCCUAAAGGCUACUGUGAUGCUGACCUGACCCUGGACAACAGUCUUGAGGUCCUUCUGCCACGUCGACAGGGGCUGGGCCUCUGCUCCACGGCCUUAGCCAGUUACCUCAUCAGUCUGCACAACGACUUCAUCCGCUCGGUGAACAAACACAUCAAGGAAGACGACAGGUACUUGGUCAGUCCGUCAGAGGUGGCUGAUCUGCACUUGAUCAGUUACGAGGUUGAGAGAGACCUGAUUCCCCUGAUCUUGUCCAACUGCCAGUACAGCAUGGAGAAGGGAGGGGAGACGUUGCAGGACUUUGAUCUGGAGAGGAUCCAGCAGCAAAUCAUCAGCAAGUUCCUGCAGGGGAAGCCGCUCAUCACCCUAACGGGAAUGCCUACCCUCGUGUACAGACGGGAUCGGAAUUACGAGCAGCUGUUUAAUGAUGUCAGGAAUAAGUUGGAUCAGCGUGCUCUCCCCAGUUCUGUGAUGAACAUGAUCACUGGGGAGCUACAGUCUUACAGUGAUGUCUGUGAGGCUCUGUCCAUCACUGAAACGACCCUGGGGUUCCUGGCCAUGGCUGGAGAGAAUGCUGAAAUGCUUCUGACGGACUACAUCGAGCACGUUCUGCAAAUGGGUGAUCAGACAAACCCCCACGUACUGCAGGCGCUGAGACGAUGCCACCUGAAGCACAGCACAGCCCUGUGGCAACUGCUCUCUACCUGCAAAUCUGAGCAGCUUCUGCGCCUCAAAAGGGAUCCUUUUGCAGACAUCAAUACAGCCUACAAAGCUGAGCUCAGUCCGGAGGCUGCCAAGCUCCUCAACACCUUCCUUGUCCACUCGAGGCUGGAAAUGUUCCUGCAGGAGCUUCAUGAAAUCAUCGUCCUGAAGCUGAGACGUGUCCAAGCUGUGGACGAAUUCAGACCCACCUGGAGCCUGAAGGAAUCGCUCAUUCCCUACCUUGAUGCAAAAGGCUCCGAGUUAGCUACAGAGCUGCAAGUGCUGUUCCCAGAUGAGAUUUUUCUCUGUCACGCUACAGCUACGUGGAAAGCAGCCGCUCUCUUCAAGAGGGCGUAG
This is a messenger RNA of Eurypyga helias (sunbittern), 15192 nucleotides long. It is a transcript of the gene RNF213, whose product is annotated as ring finger protein 213. NCBI's taxonomy places the organism in Eukaryota, Metazoa, Chordata, Aves, Eurypygiformes, Eurypygidae. The record is from RefSeq and is a predicted model, not a curated record. Gene Ontology annotation, cellular component: nucleolus; membrane; cytosol. Gene Ontology annotation, molecular function: ATP hydrolysis activity; ATP binding; ubiquitin-protein transferase activity. Gene Ontology annotation, biological process: ubiquitin-dependent protein catabolic process; sprouting angiogenesis; negative regulation of non-canonical Wnt signaling pathway.